Messenger RNA from Vidua macroura (Pin-tailed whydah), 1858 nucleotides. RefSeq lists its product as uncharacterized. NCBI's taxonomy places the organism in Eukaryota, Metazoa, Chordata, Aves, Passeriformes, Viduidae. Bases 488 to 1804 code for a protein of 438 amino acids. The transcript is spliced from 2 exons. The record is from RefSeq and is a predicted model, not a curated record.
CUGACCGGGGCUCCGGGAGCUCCGGGAGCACGGGGAGCCGGAGAACCGAGAGGAGGAGGAGGAGGAAGAGAGCGGCGGUGCCCGGUUCUGAGCGGGGCUCCGGCGGUUCCGGCGGUUCCGGGAGCCGCCCGGUGCCUGCUGCGCGCGGCCGUGGCCGUCGGGAGCCUCUCGCCGCCGCUCGCCCGCGGGGCCGGGCCGGGCCCGGGGGCCGCGCUCCGCUCCGGUGCUCUGUGCUGUGUCCCGCCGUGUCCCCCCCGGUCCCCCGGGCUGUGUCCCCCCGGGUCCCCCCGGCCCCGCCGCGCGGAGCCGCCGCCACCGCCCCGGGGCCCGCGGGGGGACAGCGGGGGAGGCCUGAGAGCGGCGAGGCGGCGAAAUCCCGGUACGGCUGGAACACCCCGGUACCGGGGGCGCGGCGCGAGUUAUCCCGGUGCGGCUGGAGCAUCCUGAAACCUCCCAGGCUCACCGGAGGGAGUUAUCCCGGUUUUCCAUGGGCACCGGGGGCAGUUAUCCCGAUUUUCCAGGGGCACCGGGAGCAGUUAUCCCCGUUUUCCAUGGACACCGGGGGCAGUUACCCCGGUUUUUCAUGGGCACGGCUGGGAGUUAUCCCGGUUUAUUGGAGCAUCUCGGUUUUCCAUGGGCACCGGGGGCAGUUAUCCCGGUUUUCCAUGGACACCGGGAGCAGUUAUCCCGGUUUUCCAUGGACACCGAGGGCAGUUAUCCCGAUUUUCCAUGGGCACCGGGGGCAGUUAUCCCGGUUUUCCAUGGGCACCGGGAGCAGUUAUCCCGGUUUUCCAUGGACACCGGGAGCAGUUAUCCCGGUUUAUUGGAGCAUUUCGGUUUUCCAUGGGCACCGGGAGCAGUUAUCCCGGUUUCCAGGGGCACCGGGAGCAGUUAUCCCGGUUUUUUGGAGCAUCCCAAACUCUCCCACACUCCCAGUUUACCCCAGAGACGCCGCGCUCCAGCCUUUGGAUGCUCCGGGAGCCACAUCCCGCUCCGGGAAUUCCUGGAAUUCCCGGGAUCCCCGGGACGAGCCCGAUUCAGCCGUGCCUCAGCCGUGCUCCGCCGCUCCCCCCGAUCCCGAAUCCCGGAUCCCGGAGAUCCUUCCCAGGAGUCCCGCAGCUGGGAAUGGGGGCGCGUUUCCCGGGAAUGCCGUGCAUGGGCAGCGUUUCUUGCACUAAAUCCCAGCCCCGAUCCCGCCGCCGGUGCCGCUUCUCCCAAAUCCCAAAUCCCAGCGGGACAUUCCCGGCUCCAGCUCCGAAUUCCCUGGAAUUCUGUCGCAAUAAAGGGCGGGACAAGGAGGGGACACGGGGAGGGACAAUGCGGGAGGGGGUGGGAGCCGCUUCGCUGCUGCCGCGGGAAGGAAUUCCGGGAUUCCCGGGAUUCCCGAGAUUCCCGGGAUCGGCUUUUCCAGCGGGAUCCCUGCUGGGAAUGCGCUCCCGGGAAUGGGAAUGCGCUCCCUCCUUUCCCUGCUUCGCUUCGCGGGGUUGGUGGCACCUGGGGACAUCCAUUCCCAAGGGGAAAAAUCUGGGAAAAAGAGGAAAAAACCGGGAAAAGGGAGGGGGGUGGUCCCGAGUCUCCUCCUGUCCCCUCUUCCCAAAAAUCAGGUUGGAAUUUUUUUGGGGUUUUUUCCCCCCCUCCUCUUUCAGAGAACCUGUGGAAUUUCGAAGAAUCCAUGGAAUUUCGAAGAAUCCAUGGAAUCUGGGGGUUUGGGUUUUUUUUUGGGAAGUGGGAUCCCAAAUCGAAGCCAUUUUCCAGAGCAAUAAGGGCGGGAAAAUCCGGGAUUGCCAAGGGAAAAGCUCCGUGAUCCCGCUCGGGGGUGGGAAAAAUCCCGGUGGGAUCGGGGAAUUUUGGGAAUUGG